Molecule: messenger RNA, 887 nt
Organism: Aspergillus eucalypticola CBS 122712
Lineage: Eukaryota; Fungi; Ascomycota; Eurotiomycetes; Eurotiales; Aspergillaceae
Exons: 1
Coding region: 318-887 (189 amino acids)
Source: RefSeq, a predicted model, not a curated record
CUGCCGCUCACUGAUCAUCUUUCCCGGAUGGACCCUCUUGUUUUACGAUCAAGGUGAUGACUACGUAUCCUGGUCCUAACUAACUAAUUUAGUCAACUAUCUAUUUAGUGACUGGGAGUUGAUGUCCGUUUCGGUCGUCGAUGGGUCCCCAAAUCUAGGCCACGAGGUUGCAGGAUUAGUGUCAUCUGUCACGUUCGGCCAGGAUCAUGGUACAACGGUGAAUGCUCAUUCCUUAGUUUCAUUUCCGCUAUUCCUCUCAUUCGACCGUGCCUCGACAAUGCUUUCUACUCGUUACAGAACUAAUAGCUACUACCACUAUGGUUGCAUCUACCCCUGUCUCCCCGUGCCUCGAUCUUGACGAGGAUGAGACCGGUAAUCGUGAUGGUCUCCAUAGUCCAGAACAAGCGAGAUGCAUCAUGCGCGCGCGCUCCCACCUCGCAAUGGUCUGGUCGGAGCAAGUCAUUCAGUGCUCCCUUACGUGGACUAUACUUUUGAACUACCGCUUCAUCACAGAGCACUGGACCAUAGAGUUCCUGCUACUUCGAUGUUACCCACGGUCAUGCCGGACGUCGGGAAGUUGUAACCUCAGCUCCCAUGAUAUCUCCGGAGACGUGAACUACCCCGAGAUACAUCAUGCGGUUGUAAAUAUCCCCUUAGGAAUGUCAUCUGAACUGAGAUGCACCGGGGACGAUCUAUGCAAGUCUGGGGAUUGGAUUGUCGAACCAAGAUCCCUCCCCGAUAGCCGAUCUCCUUGUUCUCGUGACAGAUACUCAGGCACAGAUCACUUGAGGAGUCUUAAGCGUCCCCGCUUUGUUCUACCCGGUCUAGUCUCAUCUAUCCUCCCCUCGAUGAGAAGAAUCAAGGAAGCACACGAUAUAGUGUCGUAG